UGAAACGUCACUUCCGGGUCUACAACUGCGGCUCUGAAACAGUGGAGUUUUAGCUCUCUGUCUCUCUCUCGAUCCAAGGUUCACAGUCUUGGUGCCAAACGUCCAAUCGCGAAGUAUUUCAUUUGCAAAGAGUGGAACUCUAAAGCGGCAAUGAAAGCUCGACGACUGCAAGGAGUACUUGUCGGAAAGCAGGUUAUAUUCGAAUUGAAAAUGACAGGAAAUGGAGGACUGAGAUCGCGAAAACAGGCGCAGUCAUCCGAUUAUCCGAAGGAAAGAAAAAUAUCCAGGGCAUCCAAGCAAACUAAUAAUGAUGUGCAGAAACACCGGAGGCGUUCGACUGAUCCCAUUUUCGGAUUUUAUUUACUUCAGACUACCUCGUCUUUCUGCUGAAGAAGGACGUUUGUCUAGGCUUCCAAUGACAUGGUGUUCAAGAAAUGGGAGUGGCGUCUGUUUUGUCACAGACCUUUUUUUAGCUCAGCUUUUGGUCUCGCGGGGCGUACUGUUUUAAUGCAGCGUCGACGAGCUUGCUGAUGUUUGCGACCAUUUGUAUUUGCCGGAGCGUCAUUGGGAAACGUGGGAGGAAAAGAGGCACAAAUUAAGGCUUUACAGCUUGAGACACAUCACGGCUAAAUCCCAAAAUGCAUGAGCAUCCUAUUUUAUUUUUGGCAUCAACACUUUAUCCGUUUCUAAAUAUAGGCAGCUGUUUGUGUCACUUUCAAAAGAAAAAUGGAAUCUGGAAGACGGUCAUUUCUUUUAUCAUCACCAUUUUGAUCAGCCCUGCUUCGUGUGAUAUAUUUGAACUGAUUUGUCCGGAGCAGGUACCGGCAGCUCUUGGCAGUAACACCACAAUCAACUGUACAGUGAGUGGGGACCAUCACGAUUUAGAUCAAGUUUGUUGGAGUCGUGAAGGAAGACCUAUAGCAGGAUACCAGAGCAAAUGUAUGAUUCAUGGAAUCCUCUUGGACGAGAAUCAUGUUAGACAAGGAGAUGUUUCCCUUAUAAUUCCAUUUGUGCAGGAGUCUGACAGUGGGAAUUAUACCUGCUUUGUGUUCAAGAAAGAGACUUAUCGUACCAGGAACAUCACACUAAGUGUAGAAGCCCAAAAUGAAAUGAAGAAACAAGAACACUCAAAGCCUACACCAAAUAACAAUGGCACAGUUACUACUGGUCCUAAUCGAGAGCUUCCGAGUAAUUAUCUUAGGUGCAUCAUUUGCAUCAUUCAUAUUUACUGCAUUACUGGUCUGGAGAGUUUUGAUGAAGAAUUGAAGAAGUGGAUGAGUAUACUAAAAGGGUCUCAGAAGCUCAAAGGCAUUAAUUCAAACGGGGGAUUUUUUUACUUGAAAGACUACUGCAGUUUCACAUCAAGCACAUUGGUGUUCACGCUUUCCUUCCGUUGUGCCAAAUCCUGGAAGUCAUCGUCCGAACUAAUGUUCUGUUUUUGUUGAAGGAGUACCUUGGAGUUUAAGGACAGUCUGUUACUGAUAAGACCAUGAGUGAUCACUGUAAGCAAUAAAGCGGAGAACAUGUUUCCAAAAGGCAGCAAAAAGUCACCAGCCAUGGCCUAACUCUUGUUUGAUAUAAACUAAGCAGUUUGGGGUGGAUUUAUGACGUGGCUAAGAGAAGGUGGGGUUGGUUUCAGGCUGUUUGCACACUGUGUUAAUUGGGUUUUCAGGACUUUAAUUUUAAAGUUCUAGAUCAGCAUUAAUAUAAGGACCUCCUUUUGUUAAAUUAAAAUAUUGUGGCUUAUUUUUCUUCCACAAAAGUGACCACAUCCAUGGAGAAAAAGGGAAAAGCUUUUAUUUUGUAAAUAUUGUGUAUAGUAUAUUUAUGUAUUUUCGUUUUUCCUUGGGAUGUUCAGGGCCACACUAUUACUGUAUAUUUUGUUACAAUAAAUUUCAAAUGUUUCCUGUGUAA
Polypterus senegalus (gray bichir) is the source of this 1914-nucleotide messenger RNA. RefSeq lists its product as uncharacterized. The coding region runs from base 639 to 1445 and encodes 268 amino acids. Gene Ontology annotation, biological process: negative regulation of T cell proliferation; positive regulation of T cell proliferation; cell surface receptor signaling pathway. The transcript has 7 exons. The record is from RefSeq and is a predicted model, not a curated record. Gene Ontology annotation, cellular component: external side of plasma membrane. NCBI's taxonomy places the organism in Eukaryota, Metazoa, Chordata, Cladistia, Polypteriformes, Polypteridae.